Brassica oleracea var. oleracea is the source of this 738-nucleotide messenger RNA. Its product is annotated as probable ADP-ribosylation factor GTPase-activating protein AGD8. The transcript has 4 exons. The coding region runs from base 1 to 738 and encodes 245 amino acids. Gene Ontology annotation, biological process: COPI coating of Golgi vesicle. NCBI's taxonomy places the organism in Eukaryota, Viridiplantae, Streptophyta, Magnoliopsida, Brassicales, Brassicaceae. The record is from RefSeq and is a predicted model, not a curated record.
AUGAUGUUUGAUGGCAACAACCGUGCUCAGGUGUUCUUCAAGCAACAUGGAUGCACAGACGGUGGAAAAAUCAAAGCUAAGUACACUUCAAGAGCUGCUGAUUUGUAUAGGGAGAUUCUUGCUAAAGAAGUUGCUAAAGCCAUUGCAGAGGAUACUACUAUUGCUCUGCCUGAAGAAUCUACUGUCAAGGAAGAGUUACCUCCUAGAGAAACUUCUGCUGUGCUACAGCUGUGCCUAGUACGUUUUAAGAGACCUAUUGGUGCUAAAAGGACAACGAGCAAAACUGGUGGUCUUUGUGCAAGGAAGCUUACUUCGAAGAAACCUGAAGAAGUUGCACCGGUUAUUCCUGCUGCUGCAUCAGCUGGUUCAUCGUAUGCCUCUGAGUUUGAGUACAAUGACGGCUUGCAAUCCGGAGGACAAAGCAGUGGUGGUGGUGGUCCAAACGCAAAGUCCAUCUCUUCUGCUCAGUAUUUUGGUGAUCAGAACAAAAACGCUGAUCUUGAAUCCAAAGCUACUCUUCAGAAGUUUUCAGGCUCAAUAUCUAUCUCAAGUGCUGAUUUUUUCGGUCAUGACCAAGAUGAUUCCAGUGUUGAUAUAACUGCUAGUGAUCUCAUUAACCGACUUUCUUUCCAGGCACAACAAAAUCUCUCGUCGAUAGUGAACAUAGCAGGCGAAACGAAGAAGCUUGGAACUUUGGCCUCUGGUAUCUUCAGUGAUCUUCAGAACAGAAUGUUGUAA